AUGUUUGCCGGUAUAGGAGCAAUAGCUGCUCUAAAAACUCCAACGCCCCGAGACGGACCAAGGACAAUCCCACCACAGACACCUGUCGGAUUUCCCCAAUGUACGCCACAAGCGGGAGAUCAGCUUCCAUUUUCUUCAGGAACAGGCACACCACUGGUUGCCCUGCUACAGAAAAUCCACCGGCCAGCAGAUAUCAAGCUCGCUCACUUCGAAGCGCUCGGGCUUCACGUGAUACCUGAUUCUUCCCCGGAAGACAUAAUCCCAGAGGCUGGCUUCUUACCACCGGUCGAGGAAUGGAAUGCUAUCAGUACAGAUAAUCUACAAGAAGCCAACAAUGCAAGUAAAAAGCUCCUUAAUAACGGCAACCUCUCGCCCGGAGCCCAGACAUACCGAGAGCGUCAAAACGAGCUCUUGAUAGACAAUACCGCAGCCUUCCGUACCGUCAGGCGCAUCUCUCCCCCAUCAGGAGAAGCGGCUGUACGCUUGGGUAAUGCAUAUGAGUUCUUCAAGAACCUAGAAUUCUUCACCGGAUACUGGGAUGACACUUCGCUACCUCCCAAACCCGAGUCGACGUCUGAUGCUGUUGAAGACCAAGUACCCCGCCACUUGAAAACCCACCAACGGACCGGAUCAGGUGCCCAGCUCCCUCCAGACUACAGGCAACACCUCCUCACGGCCUUCAUCAAGCUCAUCUCCUACGACUUCGGCUGCAACGUCUCCUUCCCUCGUACCGAGCCACGUCUACACAUCAACCCCCCACCAACAUCCUCCUCGCCCCCCACUUACUUCAACUCCUCGGCGACCUUCGUCUAUCGCACCCCCACCGAUCGAGCAGCUGCGAGAUCCGGAAUCAUAGAGGGUCCCGUCGCAGCAGUAUCUUGCCGCAACAGCACCGUGUUUGCAACAGAAGCCGAAUCCCAACUUGAUCUCGCCAGAGAGGUUAUCGCAGUCUUGCUUACGGCGCAGCAGCGUGCUCGCGAAGGCAAGACGGAGAAACGCUUUGGGGAAGGGAAAUGGUGGACCACGAAACCGCGAUGGGGUGGUGGGCCAGGUGGGGCUAUGGGGAAGGAGGCUGACAAAGUCGAUGACCUGGGUGCUGUUGUCGGCGGCACGGUCCCUGAGAAGAUUGUGGGAGAGGAAAAAGGUGUUGCUGCUGAGGCGAAGAGAGCUAUUGGUGGUAUCAAUGGCCCGAGUCCGAAUAAACGCAGUAAGAAGGGAAAGGAGGGGAUAAAUUUUCAAAUCUAUGAUAGUUAUAGGAAGAUGCUGCCGCCGUCCUCUACGUGGGAUCGGAAAGCGAGGUAUUCGUCUAUUGGGAAGGCUGUUGGGCAAGGGUAUGAUGACAUCUUCCUGGUCAGCUCAUUGAACCACCAUGUCUCUAUUGUCAGAGUCAGGGUCCCGGACAAGCUGUUGAGCACCCUCGACGGUAAUGAGCAAGAGGAUUGGGGGAGGAUGAAUAUGUGGAGGAGUAAGUGGUAUGAUUUGUUCAUAGCAAAGGAGAGAGUGGAUGCUAUGCAAGUGGUGUGGGGGAUGAUUGCAUAUCUGAUGAGGAAAGUUGAAGAUCCUUCUACAGAAGUAGAUCAGAAAGAUACAGAGGGCGCGAAAUCGAAAUCCGAGAAGAUGGAUCUCAGCUAA
Messenger RNA from Lachnellula hyalina, 1632 nucleotides. RefSeq lists its product as uncharacterized. The transcript is spliced from 2 exons. The record is from RefSeq and is a predicted model, not a curated record. Bases 1 to 1632 code for a protein of 543 amino acids. NCBI's taxonomy places the organism in Eukaryota, Fungi, Ascomycota, Leotiomycetes, Helotiales, Lachnaceae.